AUGCAGCGACGGCGGCGCCCUCCGCCGCCAGUCUCCCAGCUGCCCGAGGGCUGCGGGGGAGGCGGCGGCAGCCGCGGAGGAGGCGGCGGGAGCGAGGAGGUGGAAGUGCAGUUCUCCGCCGGGCGUUUGGGCUCCGCCGCGGCGGUUUCGGCGGCGGCGGCCACGCGCAGCACAGAGGAAGAGGAGGAGAGGCUCGAGCGCGAGCACUUCUGGAAGAUCAUUAAUGCCUUCCGCUACUACGGCACCAGUAUGCAUGAGCGAGUGCACCGAACAGAAAGACAGUUUCGAUCACUCCCAGCUAAUCAGCAGAAACUACUUCCGCAGUUUCUUCUUCACUUGGACAAGAUCCGGAAAUGCGUUGAUCAUAAUCAAGAAAUACUACUCACCAUUGUGAAUGAUUGCAUACAUAUGUUUGAAAAUAAAGAAUAUGGAGAAGAUGAGAAUGGAAAGAUUAUGCCAGCAUCUACAUUUGACAUGGAUAAGUUAAAAUCCACAUUGAAACAGUUUGUGAGAGACUGGAGUGAAACUGGGAAAGCAGAAAGGGAUGCCUGCUACCAGCCAAUCAUUAAAGAAAUUUUAAAAAAUUUUCCAAAAGAGCGAUGGGAUCCUUCUAAAGUAAAUAUUCUGGUACCUGGUGCUGGACUAGGAAGACUGGCCUGGGAAAUAGCUAUGCUAGGUUAUGCUUGUCAAGGAAAUGAAUGGAGUUUUUUUAUGCUCUUUUCUUCCAACUUUGUACUCAACAGAUGUUCUGAAAUUAAUAAAUAUAAGCUUUAUCCCUGGAUUCAUCAGUUUAGCAAUAACCGGAGGUCAGCUGAUCAGAUUCGACCCAUCUUUUUCCCUGAUGUUGACCCCCACAGUCUUCCUCCCGGUUCUAACUUUUCUAUGACAGCAGGAGAUUUUCAGGAGAUAUACUCAGAAUGCAGUACCUGGGACUGUAUUGCUACCUGUUUCUUCAUAGACACAGCUCACAAUGUAAUUGAUUAUAUUGACACAAUAUGGAAAAUACUCAAACCAGGUGGAAUUUGGAUAAAUCUAGGUCCUCUGCUAUACCACUUUGAAAAUUUGGCAAAUGAACUUUCCAUAGAAUUGAGCUAUGAGGAUAUAAAAAACGUUGUCCUGCAGUAUGGAUUCCAGGUAGAGGUGGAAAAAGAAUCUGUCUUGUCAACAUAUACUGUGAAUGAUCUCUCCAUGAUGAAGUACUACUAUGAAUGUGUCUUGUUUGUGGUCCGUAAACCACAAUAA
Molecule: messenger RNA, 1242 nt
Organism: Lipotes vexillifer (Yangtze River dolphin)
Lineage: Eukaryota; Metazoa; Chordata; Mammalia; Artiodactyla; Lipotidae
Gene: CARNMT1
Product: carnosine N-methyltransferase 1
Exons: 8
Coding region: 1-1242 (413 amino acids)
Biological process (GO): carnosine metabolic process
Cellular component (GO): nucleus; cytosol
Molecular function (GO): carnosine N-methyltransferase activity
Source: RefSeq, a predicted model, not a curated record